AUGGCAGGCUCUAGUAACAAAUAUACAGUUACAGAGGCGUUAUUAAUUGUAACAGAUGAAAGUUGGACUCCAUGUAUCCCCAUUGACUCUGAAUCGGACGAUGAGGACCUGCUUAGACCGGACGAACCAGACCCCAACGAGGAGAACGAAGGUUGUCGUGUCCAGGGCCCUACUCAAGCAUCAGAAGAGUAUGUAAUCCCAUUGUUAUUUAUUACUUCUAAUACUACUAUUACUAAUUUAUUGUAUGAGUACAAAACAUACAUUCUAAAAUAUCUAUUUGAGUAACUGAAGCUCAACGUAAGCCCACACGCAAGUUUACUUACAAUAGAAUGCUAUGUGUAUUAUUUCUUGUCACUGAAAUAUCACUUUAGUCAACAUUCUCAUAGUUCUAUUUAUUUUAUAUAUCUGACUGUUUUGAGUCAGAUUUGUCAAUGAAUAAAUACAAGUGUGUUUUAGUCAUGAUUUUCUUUUCUCUAUUGUCUUGUUUGCACAGUGAGGAUUAUAGGGGUGAUGAGCCAGAGCAUCUGCCUCCUCAGCCACAGCUUCCCCUUCCUCAGGCAGAGCCUGCUCUUCCUCAGCCUGGCCGCUUGUCUAGACGAUGCACUUCUGCUCCCCUCCCUCGGCAACGGUCUUCAUCUGACAUUGAGUCCCCUGUAAAGAGCCCUCAACCCAAAAGAAAAGGGAAAGCUUUCUCAAAGUCAGUGCAUCCAAGUAAGUGUGGUAGAGGUAGGCCUGCCACUCCAAGAGUCGGGGAGGAAGAAGAGGAAGAAGAAGAUAGGUGGCAUAAUAGAGAAGAGAAUGAUGAACAACCAGACCCAAUCCGGUUUAUGCCCACCAGAGUCCCAGGCCCCACAAUCGACACCACUGCGUCAUGGUCUCCCCUUUCACUCUUUCAACUGUUUUUUAGCACUUCGGUUGUCCGCACAAUAAUUUGCAACACUAAUGCAAAUGCUGCCAAAAGACUGCAGUCCGGACUGAAAUUCGCUUGGAUACCACUAACGAUGAGAGAUUUGUACAUUUUACUGGCAAUUCUGCUAUACUCAGGGCUUGUCUCUGUACACGAAAGGGGCACCUACUGGAGGAAGGAAUGGCCAUAUAAUUUCUGCUUCCCUGGAGACACUAUGACACGAGACCGUUUUGAAGCAAUCAUGUGGUCACUGCAUUUAAGCAAACCAGAAGACGAUGAAGCCAACAACACUAAAAAAGGCACUGCAGAGUAUGAUAGACUUUUCAAGAUCAAGCCCCUGUACACUGAGCUUACCAAUGUCUGCAAAUCACAUUUCCAGCCAUACCAAAACAUCUCCAUAGACGAAAGGAUGGUGGCAUCCAAGGCGAGAAUAAGUAUGCAGCAAUAUAUGAAAGCAAAGCCCACUAAGUGGGGUAUAAAUUAUUUGUACUGGCUAACUCUCAUACUGCUUAUACGUGGAUUGUUUUUGUUUAUGAAGGCAAUAGUGUGUUCACACCAGGCCAGGGACUAAGCUACACUUCAGUUAUGGACUUGAUACCAUUCCCUCUACUUGGUGGGGGCUAUACACUUUUUGUAGACUAUUUCUAUUCUAGCCCUGCCCUUUUUAAGGAACUACGUAGAAGAAACACUGGUGCCUGUGGGACAAUUAGAACGAACAGGAUUGGUUUCCCACAAACCAAAAGGAACAACCUGGCAAAAAAAGCAGAAAGCGGAGAUUUGAGGUGGAUACGCAAAGGAAAUGUAUUAUUUGUAAAAUGUAUGGACACACGUGCGGUAACCAUGUGCUCUACUGUACAUUAAGCAUUUAGUGGACAAACUGUCAAAAGGAAGGUAAAAUAGGGUGGUGUAUGGCAGACUAAAACUGUGCCCGUCCCAGAUGCGGUAGCCGACUACAACCGGAGCAUGGGUGGAGUGGAUUUAUCCGACGCAUUGGUUGGAUACUACAGUGUUCACCACAAGACGAUGAAAUGGUAUAAGACUUUUCUUUUUCAUUUUGUUGAUAUUGCUGUUGUAAAUAGUUUCCUACUUCACAAAUAACUCCAUAAGAACAACCCCACUAAGCCAUACACACACAAGAAGUUCAGGGAAAAGCUACUCACAGAAAUGGUGAGCUUUGCUAAACAGUCUGAACCACAAACUCCACCACGACCAACAUCCUGCAUGCCAGAAUACUAUGGUGAUUAUGCCAGCAAAGAGGAAGAACUGUAGGAGAUGUCUGGAUGUUGGCAUCCCCAAAGUGAAAACACCUGUGUACUGCAGGAAGUGCCAAGUCCCUUUGUGCCUUACAUCAAAGCGUAACUGUUUCAAGGAUUGGCACAACAGCAAGUUUUAG
Coregonus sp. 'balchen' is the source of this 2300-nucleotide messenger RNA. NCBI's taxonomy places the organism in Eukaryota, Metazoa, Chordata, Actinopteri, Salmoniformes, Salmonidae. The record is from the annotation of a GenBank genome assembly.